Molecule: messenger RNA, 1638 nt
Organism: Bactrocera latifrons
Lineage: Eukaryota; Metazoa; Arthropoda; Insecta; Diptera; Tephritidae
Exons: 2
Coding region: 763-1509 (248 amino acids)
Source: RefSeq, a predicted model, not a curated record
AUACAUAUAUAUUACGAACAAAGUUUAUUUUCUUUCGUUUAUUUUCUCUUGCUCUUCUAUUGUAUAUCAUUCACCAUGCGUAACUAGCUGUCAGAGUUACUUGAAGAAGUAAUGUAUUUUUUUCUUGCGCAAUUACUUGAGAGCUGGAUACCAACCUUUACUUGAUUGCACUCAAGUAAACAACACAAGCAACUGUGAUAACACUUCUUGAUCUCUGUUACAGUACUAUUGAAAUUAGUGUUGAUAAAAUCCUACCAUUUGUUGAAGAGGACAAAUAUCAUCCGGCUCUCUCUAUCAGUCUUAAUUUUCGACCUAAUCUUACAUCACCGAUUUCAACAACAUACUCCUUUAAGAAAGCCGAUUAUCAUAAUCUCAACGUCGUCAAUGAAAUUGCUUGGUUUUAUAACAAGCUAGGGGUAGGCUUUACCCUAUAUGUGACUGUACAUAAGAAUUAUGUCAGUAAUUACGCUAAUUGAUUCUCUUUUGAGCUUAUCAACAGAAUUAAGGUCAAAAAUGCGGCUCACUCACAGUACAAGAACUCUAAUAAUCAACGAUAUUACGCUGGCUUCAGCAUGUUAAAGCGUGAUUGCAAAACUUUAAGUAUUGAAUGCUACAGAAAAUAUGUUGACAAAACAGAGAACAUGGUUCAGUCGGACACAAGUGUGAACAUUCCAUCCGAGAUGUCAUGGCUCGAUCAAUCUGCUACCACUGCUGAAUCAAUUAGUAACCUGUUUGCCUCAUACUUCAAAACAACAUUCACUGAUGAUAACAAUAAUGAUCGAAUUCGCAGAUAACCUUAAGCUCUACAGAACCAUCAAAAAUGAGCUAGAUGUCCAGCUGCUUCAAGAUGACAUUGACAAACUGUCGGUCUGGUGUACUAAUAACAAACUUGACCUUAACGCCGCAAAUAAAUGCGCGGUAGUCUCGUACUCGCGCUCUCACAGCAAUAUUGCCACCAGUUAUAAACUAAACGGUCACAACCUGCAAGAAGUUCCCGACAUCAAAGACCUGGGCAUCAUCAUAGACUCGAAGCAUAUAGACAAGAUCACACUCGAAGCUUUCAAGGAUCUUGGAUUAAUCACGAGAACAGGCAAAGACUUUCGCAAUCCCUACACAUUGAUAUGUCUAUAUCGCCAACUGGUCCUACCCAUACUUGAGUACGGCACUGUCGUCUGGUCUCCUCACACGGAUGUCUCGUUCAACAGAUUGGAGGAGGUCCAAAAUAAAUUCUGCUGUCAAGUCGCUGACCUAGUAUUUUACUUUAAGGUUGCUAACAACCUAAUAGAUGCCCCAGAGAUUCUUGUUAGUUUUGAGUUUGCUCCUACGGCAUUCUUGCUGAGACAAUCACGGAAACCUAACAAAAAAGACACAGAAAAACUACGUCUUCCUGGACCACACAACAGGAUUGCUAACCAUGUAAAUUCACUUCACCAGAACAUCGAUUUCUAUGGAAGCUCCCUCAGUUCAUUCAUCAAUAAUAUAAAGGUCAAACUCCUUCCAUACCAUUAAUUUGAUCAUUGUAAUACAAUUGCCCUUAUUAUUAUAUUUUUUCUGUUUUUUCUUUUACUUAUAAAAUUAACGGUUGUAUAUUGCCGAUUGGCGUUAAUUUGUUAAAUAAAUAAAUAAAAAAAAAAAUUA